Messenger RNA from Colletotrichum siamense, 570 nucleotides. RefSeq lists its product as uncharacterized. The transcript has a single exon. Gene Ontology annotation, biological process: tRNA processing. The coding region runs from base 1 to 570 and encodes 189 amino acids. The record is from RefSeq and is a predicted model, not a curated record. Lineage: Eukaryota; Fungi; Ascomycota; Sordariomycetes; Glomerellales; Glomerellaceae. Gene Ontology annotation, cellular component: nucleolar ribonuclease P complex.
AUGGACACGUUACCCGCUCACCUGAACUUCUUGAACGAUGCCGCCCAUCUUCUCUGGGCGUCGGCCCCCGAAACAUCGGCCCAUCUCAUGAGCCACCACAACGAGCUCAUGUUCCUCAACGACGUCGAGCAAAACGACGUCCGCAGACAACACGUCUGCGGAGCAUGUGGUCACAUCAUGAUCCCCGGGCAAGGAACCACUCUCAAGAUGGAAACCGAGAGGACUCUGAGGAAGAAGCGGCGCGCGGUCAAGGCGACAGACUCCAAGGUUAGGGAUGAGCCUACGCGGUCAGGGAUGCGCAAGCUUUUCGCCUGCGGGAACUGCAACACCACCACCAAGAUCUCAUUGCCUCCCGCGCCACCGGUUGUGAGACGCCGAGUAAAGUCUGAGAAACUCCCUCCCAAGGGUCAGCAUGUUGCGGCAGCCGAGGCGGCAAAGCCUGCAUCGGCCAACUCGAGCAGCAAGAAGCGCGCAAAGAACCGAAAGGCCGGGCUGCAAGCUCUGCUCAGCCAAGCCAAGAAUUCAUCCUCCAGCGGCAGGAGUCUGAGUCUUGCCGACUUUGCGCGAUGA